Molecule: messenger RNA, 6235 nt
Organism: Biomphalaria glabrata
Lineage: Eukaryota; Metazoa; Mollusca; Gastropoda; Planorbidae
Product: MDS1 and EVI1 complex locus protein EVI1-A-like
Exons: 8
Coding region: 897-3581 (894 amino acids)
Biological process (GO): regulation of transcription by RNA polymerase II
Cellular component (GO): nucleus
Molecular function (GO): RNA polymerase II cis-regulatory region sequence-specific DNA binding; DNA-binding transcription activator activity, RNA polymerase II-specific
Source: RefSeq, a predicted model, not a curated record
GGGGUGAGAGGGGGGUGAUAGUAUCGAUGAUAACGGCAGACGAUGGCGAGCGGUUGAAGCCAAAGGGAGACAAACCAGGAGUGAUCACAUCUUGUGUGCUCAUUUAAUGGUCAACGCCGACCGGACCAUCAGCAGUCGGCUGCUAAUUGAGAGACUUUUCAUUAACGGACUUUUGAAUCAUUCCAAGUGGAUAUCUUGUGUUCUGCACAGUGUGUGUUGGUGUUCCACUGCGGGGUGUGCUCUGACCGCACGUGUUGGGAAGAUGCUAUAGACCUACGUGUUAUAUGUUAAAAAGAAUUUAUCCGUGUUAUAUGUUAUAAAGUGUGUUAUUGGUGUUUUCUACAACAAGAAUUUUUAAUCUGAGCUGCUAUAUAGAACCAAAUUAUUAGCGAUUCACACUCUGUUACAAAGCUUACUACUAAAUACUUUAAACAGUUUAAAAAAUCCGAGAAACGCUAAUCUGUUGACCUUUACAAAAAUAUUGUAGACUCUUGACAGUGCUAAUCAAUAUACACUUCUGACGCCGAGUCUUUUAAUACUGCAGUUAUCGGAACUCCCUUUCGUACUUAGUUAUCUUACAAUACUGGACCUAGUUGUAGAGUCCAAAUAGUCAGCUCUAUUCAUUUUGAUGCUUCUAACAAGGGAGGAGCGUAAAUAUAAUUCUUAUCUACGUCACUUGGUCAAAGCAGGGCAGAAAAACACUUACAACAAAGACAUUUAGAAAGACACCUGAUUCUCUGAGAGUAGUAACUUCUGUUACUUUUGUGGACACAUCUUGUGUUUGAGGCUGACACUUCAGACUGGAUUACUUACGUUACCUGAACCAAUCACUGCAGCUCGUAGAUGAUUGUGGGAAAGUGAAAGGCUGGCUACACUCCAGUGAUCCCGGCAGUUGGAUGAAACUGACCAGUAGUGACCCUCACAGACCCAGGGAUCGGAUGGCUGUGCAAGUGGACGAACAGGUGUUUUACAAGACCACCAGAGAGCUACAUCCACGCGAGGAGAUGCUCUUGUAUGCCAGGGAGGCUAGCUUUCCCGACCUCGAACUGGAAACACUAGCAAGGCAGAGCUUGUCAGGUGAUCAAACCUAUCCGUGUCCGAAUUGCGGCGAAGUGUUCCGCUCCAAGGUCGCCGUGAGGCGCCAUCAGACAUACUCCUGUUCCAGCGCCCUAUCGCCCUACAGCAGUCUGAAAGAGCAGAUGGGUUUGGCGCAGCACGGCCUCGUGGGAGGAAACGGCCUCACCAACAUCUUGGCCAGCCACGAAGCGGCCGGCAACAACAACAACAUCAGUACCGGAUGUGACAGCGAUGACAAUAGAAGUGACAACUCUGAUUCCUAUCAGGAACCGGUGGAGACCGGAAAUGGUGGCGAGUUCAAAUGUGACGAAUGCCCAAAAUCCUUCCAAUGGAAAGCAAAUUUACAAAGACACCAGCUUACACACGACGCCGACAGAAAAUUUCCUUGUGAGAACUGCGACAAGGUCUUCACAGAUCCCAGCAAUCUCCAGCGUCACAUACGCUCCCAGCACGUCGGAGCGCGGAGUCACGCCUGCUCUGAAUGUGGCAAGACUUUCGCCACGUCCAGCGGACUGAAGCAACACCAGCACAUCCACAGUAGCAUUAAACCUUUUCAGUGCGAAGUAUGCUUGAAAGCUUACACCCAGUUCUCGAAUCUCUGCAGACACAAGAGAAUGCACGCAGACUGCAGACAGCAAAUUAAAUGCAAAGACUGUGGCCAGGCUUUCUCCACAGUAACCUCCCUCAGCAAGCACAAGCGAUUUUGUGAAGGAGUCAUGAGAAAUGGAAUGAGAGGCAUAUACCCUCCCGAGAAGCUCUCCCCUCUUUCAAUGUCUCCCAACGGCCAGGCACCCCACCUGAACCCAUCUCUCUUCCCUAGCAUCUACGCCGCAGCCGCUGCCGUUGCGAGGCCACAGUUUCCCUUUUCACCGUAUCACCCAUUCGGAGCUUUCUCUGGCCUUCUUCCCCAGGCAUUGCCCAGUAUGUUGGGCAGUUCGGCAGUGUCCCCCUCCUCUGCCCUCAAGUUUGCUGCCAACUUGCAGCAACUGUCUCCCGAGAAGAGAUUAAACCUGUCUCCGGAGCCAGGAAGCAUUGAUUUCAAAAUCCAGCGAUUCUCGACCAGCUUUGACAAAGCUCAGAUGCCUCGACCUGAUGCUCCCGAGUCAAAAGCUGAUCACAGCCCGGAACAAAGCGAUGAGAGUGAAUUAGACAUAAACAGUGUCUCAGACAACGAGUCCGAAAGACCCUUUGUGCGCAAAAGAAAAUCCGAAGAUUCCAGAAAUUGCUCAAGGGAAGCGUCCCCCACUUCAGAAAGUAAAAAGAAACCUGUAACACCAGAGUCACCAGAGGAACUUCAGGAGAAAAAAGCACAUAAAACGCCAUGCAUUGCUCCACCUGGUUUUACCCAGUUCAGACCUCAAUCUCCAAUAGUGUCUUCAAAAGUCCAAGCAACGUCCACUCCUAUCAAACAGGAAUCACCUUUUGAUUUCUCCAACAGUCUGCCCAAGCAGAAUGGGCCUGUCCAGCUUUCAUCAGAUAUCCACUCUGACAUAGAAUCGACACCUGAGAAAUCCCAGAAAGAUGACGCCCCGCUUGACUUAAGUAAGAAGCCCGUAAAGCCUAUACCCAUCUUGCCCAUCGAUGCUCCUAGGAAAACACACAUCUAUGGAGAUUUAACAAUGUCUCCAAUACCUGCACCAAUUUCAGCAUCAUCACCAGCCACAUCCGUAACUCCAUGUAUAUCUUCGUCGUCCAUUUCAUUGACCAUCCCAUCCGUGUCCAUCCCAGACUCUAAGAGCAGCAUGUCCAGCAUUUAUAAUUACCCAUUUAAUCCUUUGAUGAUGGAGUCUUUCCUCAGGAUGAAAGAGGAUUUUAAAAUGAGACAGGAAGUAGCAUCCAAAUUCUCCAGUCCAUUUGCACGAUACCCAAUGCCUGGACCUACCGCGUUCCCUGGCCUUCAUUCCCAGUUCAGUAUGAUGCCACGACCGGACAUUGACAAGGUUCUUUCUCCUAUGAUAAAAAUGGAGAAAUCCGCCGAGUACUCAUCGCACCACCAUCAGCAGCACGGGCACCACUAUGGACCAGCAGCUCCUGGAAAAUCCAAAGAACGUUACGCUUGCAAGUUCUGCGGCAAAGUUUUCCCGAGAUCUGCAAAUCUGACGCGGCAUUUGCGCACCCACACUGGAGAGCAGCCGUACAAGUGUAAGUACUGCGAGAGGUCGUUCAGCAUCUCCUCCAACCUUCAACGUCACGUCAGGAACAUCCACAACAAGGAGAAGCCCUUCAAGUGCCAGCUUUGUGAUCGUUGCUUCGGCCAACAGACCAACUUGGACAGGCACCUGAAGAAGCACGAACAAGAAGGUCCCCACCUUGCAGACUCACCAUCUGCAGAGCUGGAGGAGUGCGGCUCUCCCUCUGUAGAGAUGGAAGAGUGUGACUCCCCCUCGGCAGAGAUGGAAGAGUGUGACUCCCCCUUGGCAGAACUGGAAGUGUGUGAGGAAAGUGCUCUCACCAGCACAGACUCAAUUCCUACUGACUUAAACUCUGCAGCGUUGAGCGUCUAGUACGGGUCAUACCUAAGACUUUAUACUGACUUAGUAUAUAAACAAACGCAGUACAAGCAAAACAUUCAAUAAGUAUGUAAUAAAAUCUAAGUAGGUAACGCAAAAAACUGAUGAUGUUUGGUUGACGGCUACAAAGAAAAGCCUCAUCAGCGCUGAGUAAUCGAAUUCGUUCCUGUAGCUCAACAUGGACCACGCGCUUGACUUACCUGCGAAGAGCUCGCCAGUGACAAUUUGGAAGACAAAGCCAAAAGGUUGAACAACGGGAAAUCUCCGAUACCGAGAACGAGGAAUUGUGAACGUUGCUAUUUCUUUACGUUUUGCCUUACAAAGCCAUAGUAUCGUUCAGGCAUGUCCUGAGUAUCGAUACUUCAAGUAUCGAUCCAUUUUUUUCUUCUUAUUUAAAUGUGAUUUUGUUGGACCAAUUUAGAAGUUGACCUUGCUGUCAAUGUCAUAACUGUUUUUUUUUUGUCAUUCCUCUUGCUACAUCUGAUUAAAAAAACUUUGUUUUAGAGCUUUAUAGACAGGAAGUACGUCUAUAAAACAUUAGAAAUAUUGAUGUAUAUAUUUAUAUCACAACAUUUAUUCCUAGUCUAUCUUGUAAUUUAUGUUGCAAUGACAUAUUCAUAUGUUGAUGACUAUCAGGGUUCCUGUUGUUUCAUGACAAUCUCAAGUAACAUUUUUAUGAAGUCCAAGUAACAAGCAAGAAGUUGUUCGCUUUAUUUUUCCAAAUAUCCACUAUUCUAUACAUUUAAUGUAUCAAUCCUUAUAACACUAGCUGUCGAAAGCAUUAACUAGUCAAUGUAAAAAUUUAAAGACGAAGAAAGUACUGUAAAACUAAGUUUUAAAAAAGACUGUAAAACCCUUAUUUACCGUGUACUAUGGAUACUAAAGGGAGUCAACUGUCUCAUAUAUGAAGAAUAAUCUUGAAAACAUUUUCAGACUGGUCAAUGUAAAACAGAUUUUACCAUUUUUUUCUCAGCAACAGCAAUAAGAAUGUGACUUCGUAAGUCAAAACAGUAGACUAAUAUUAAUGCUUGAAUGUUUAGUAAUACAUUAUGCAAUUGUAGAAAAUAUGCAAAUUGACGCGACUAUGUGCCAUUGUCAUGACACUGAAAAAACCCGGGUCAAAAAAGUUUGUUUCCCUUGAAGUUGUGGGUUGUACUCUGCACAAUUCAUUCCAUUUUCCUGUCUUGGAAGAUUUGCAAGAUGUUUAAAACUUGAAUUCCACAUUUAGGUUUCUGAAGAGAUCAUUCAGAUUUGAAUAUAGCCUUGGUUUUGUCUGAAGUCUGGUCUUGAAGACAUGCCUUAGAGAAUAUUUGAAUAUUGAGCUCGUUGAAAUCUGAAUUCUAUUGAUUAUCUCCCUUCCUUCCUUCCUUUGCUUAUGUAGUGAUAACUAGUUAAAGCGUCAAUUAGUUACUUAUUUAAGUAUACGCAUGAUUGUGUGUGUGUGUGUGUGUGAGAGAGAGAGAGAGAGAGAGAAAUAGAGGGAGGGGGGGAGAAACGAGUAUUUAUGAACACAUUUAGGAGCUCGUAAAUUGAGAACCUUAAUAGUUACAGAAACGUUUGAAAGAGAAUUAUGUAAACCUUGUUUAUUUGUGUUUAGCAAUAGACAUAGUCCAAUAUCAAAACCACAUAGCCCUACAUUGGUCCAGUAACUAUGUACUAGUAGAGCCCGUCUUUUGUGUGGAUUCUUUUUCAUGACAUCGUGGUGGAACUCCUCGUUGACGAAGCAAAUAUUUACAUUAUUUAACCAUAACUAUGCUCUUUGUCAUUGUAAUUUUAUGUAUCAUUCUUUCUGACGGGAACAAACUAGAUCUAUAGACAUAUUGUUUUGUUUUGUUUUUUUUGUAUAGCUAGGUGUACAUAUUCUUAUAUUUAUGUAAUCAUUGAACCAACCAAUGAAAAUGAGGACCAAUGAUGUGUAAUUAUUUAAUUGUAAAUGAUGGUAUGGUCGAUGAAUAAAUAUCCUACCAACGGGAGAUCACUGUGAUGUGUAAUUGAUUUUUUCUUUGAGUGAUUUCCCCCUUGUAUUGAAAUGACUAGAUUAGAAACAAAUUGAACUGCUGAACUUUUUUCCCUCUUUCAUAAUCUCAAUUUUAUAUAAAAGAUAUACAUUUGAUUUAUACAUUUGUAUGUAUAAUAAUUUUUUUUUUGAUUUGGGUGAUUUGUUCUUUUGGUUUCUCUGUAUCCAUUUGUUAAGAAAUGAUUUGUAUAAAUAUGAUCACAAAAGAAAUUGUACAUGAACUUUAAAUCAUAAUUCUUACUUAUAAGCCGCCAUUGUUUUCCAAGACCAGUAGAUCCAAAAUGCAGACCCUUUCUUUCAAAAAAAGGGGGCUGCACUUGUGGGUGUCUUAUUGACUCGUGUCUGGACGCCCUCUGAUAAUGUAGGACAUAUGUACGAAUGUAAUUGAUCAGUGUUUCUCAAUACAAGGGCGCCAUUAGGUGUAAUGACUGUAACUGUGCAAUGACAUUAUUUGUUUAGUCUUUUAUUAUUAAAUCUGUCAACAUGUCAAUCACAUCCAACUCCUCCCCCUCCUCCGGAAAAGAACAAGAAUCUAUAACAAAAUUUUUUUAUAUAUAACAUUUCUUUAUGUUAACGCCCUCUUUUUUUCUAUCUAGUCAGUUUUUUGUUGUUUUUUUAACCGAGAGAAAAA